Messenger RNA from Desarmillaria tabescens, 2941 nucleotides. RefSeq lists its product as uncharacterized. The record is from RefSeq and is a predicted model, not a curated record. NCBI's taxonomy places the organism in Eukaryota, Fungi, Basidiomycota, Agaricomycetes, Agaricales, Physalacriaceae. Gene Ontology annotation, molecular function: protein heterodimerization activity. The transcript is spliced from 8 exons. The coding region runs from base 25 to 2808 and encodes 927 amino acids.
CCUACACCUCUACUCUACACCAUCAUGGCGGGCGCUGCGAACAAUCCCGACGGACCCAGCCCAUCGUACCUCUCCGCGCAUAGCGCCGAUGUCAUUCUGUCCGACAUUCGUCCCAUUAAAUUGAAAGUCGAGGCACUUCACUCAAUUAAUGUCCUUCUCGAUGAAUUCCUAUACAAAAUCAUCAAUACUGCGCAAUCUCUCGUUACCGACAAGCUCAGAGCUGGAUUGCUGAGCGUUCUACCGACACCAUUGGGAAAGGAGGCGUUGUUAGAAGCCGAAGUCGAGCUGAGGGCGUAUAAGGACCGGACAAAGUCCGCAAAGGCUGUCGAGGAUGACAAGGACACAUUUAAUCUGGCAUGGACAUUUGAGCUGUUGCGAUUAAAAUGCCAGGCGUAUUCCACUCUCAAUGAAUCCGAUGAAGAUCCCGCUAGUGAAAGCCUUCUUGAAGAACGAAUGAGCGAUAGCCACCUACAUGCGCCAUCGCCGACACUGGUAGCCCCCGCAGCACUCUAUCUCACCGCGAUUCUCGAAGCCAUGUGCGAGCAUAUCUUGUCCAAUGUUGGACGGGUGGCAUCAAGAGACAGCAGCAGGGCAUCUGCAACUGUCCAAGAUGUCUUCGUGGCACUUUGCGAGGACGAGACCAUUUACGGACUUUUCAAAACGAUGAAAGUGUAUUCACAGAUCGAGGAAAUAUCCACUAUUUCAAAGGCGCGACGUAGCAAAUCAAUAUCGAGGAGCGAUAAGCUUUCCAUCUCUCGUACAUCUUCUCCAUACGACAUGUCUUCCAAAGAUUCUCGCAUUUCCUCAGAAGCUUCGUCUUCCAUGAUGGCUCAUACGCCGACAGGGUCCAGAACGUCCCUGGAUAAGAACAAGUCCAUGAAAAAAAUAAUUUCAAACAGCAGCAGGUUAUCUUCUGACACGAACAACACUCACAAGCGAUCUGAAUCCAUCCUCAGCGAAGACACCAAGCAGACUUGGGCAGCUUUCAAUCAAGGUCUUUCAUUUGACGACGGUGCUUCGCUACAGGAAUUCGACGACCUCAUGCGCUCAGGUUCUACCAUGAAGGUCUCCCUGACUCCCGAUAGGCUGAAGUCUAUGGAGGCCUACAAACAGGAAAGGGACCGUGGUAAUAGACGGCCCACCCCCCUUUUCCCAUCUGAACUUGACACUUCAUCGUCACCACCGCGAGCCAACGGUCGGCGUCCGUCCUUGCGACACGUCCAUUCUAUCACUGAGGACGAGGAACCGCUUUCUUCACCGGCAUCGUCUCCUCGUACACGGCAGUCCAUCACUACCCCUAAUCCUCCUCCAUCUUUGUCUGGCAGUCGCGCUCGGUCAUUCUCGGUUGCGAGCCCAUCUCCUUCGUCCUCGUCCUCGUCAUCCUCACGUUUUCGCAAGUACUCUAAGCCAUCGAUUCCCUUUGCGCCCUCAAAACCAGCGACACCUCCACCAGUCCCAAUGGCCCAGCCUAGACGAGGGCUUAAAGGGUCCGAUGCAAGUCCCUUCCCACCUAAGACCCGGACUGUCCAGCGUAAUAGGGAGUCUCUGGAUCUUGACGAUGUUAUGGCUGGUUCUGACGAGGACUACGACGAGGUCGUGAAGGAGCCAUCAAAACGUUCGCUUCCAUCUGUUCCGACAACUCCUAAGCGGGCUGCCAAAGUUUCAUCCAAUACGCGCGAUCUGAUGGAUUUCCUGGAUGCAGGACCUCCGUCCACAGGGCCCCCUUCUACCGUUCCCAGGGUGUCCAGGGCUGCGAAAGAUAUGAUGGACUUUCUCAAUGAAGGGCCUCCCGAAUAUAUGAUGGGGUCCACGUCCUCCUCGUUCAUGGAUAUCGAGAAGCCGAAGAGCGGGAGGCUACAAAGGAUGAUGUCGAAGCUCUCAAUGGGCGGCGAAAAGACGCGUGGAACACAAGGAAACGAUUCCAUUCGACGUCAACCAAGCACUCCAAACAUUCAUAAUAAACCUUCCCACCCUAAUCUCCCAGCACUUGCCAAUAGACCCGUUCCCCCACGUCCUCCUCCGAUCUCGCCUCCGGCCUCACCUCAUGAUCAUUAUGAUGAUUCCACUGUGACGCGACCAAAAAAGCCUCUCGUUGCUAAUACCGUCAUACCCAAGGUCGAACCGAUUGCUGCGGAUACCCCGUCGGUUCCUGUCAAGACAGAUACCCAGGAAGUCGCGUCAUCUCAAGCACCUGCCGCUGGUCAUAGCACCAAAAAGGAUGAAGACGCUACUGUCGCUUCUAAGGCCAAUCAUUCACCGGCCAAUGGGACGGAGAAGUCGCCUUCGCCUUCUACACAUUCUAGCGAGAAAUCUUCGCCGAUCAAACCAACGGAGAAUCCUUCAUCAAGGGCUUCUAACAUUAUCCGCAAAGCUCCACCUCCAAUUGUCCCCGACGCGCCACCACAAACGGUUGUCGAUGACAUGCAAGAUAUGCAUCGCUUGAUGUCACGAGCGACGACCGUUGAUGAGUGUCGUGUGAUUUUGGAGCUCUUCCUUGCGAAGUCAGGUGUUGCAGGAGACAAGGCCGUCGAGAUGGAAGUUCCAUACCCUUCACCUUCUCCGUCUGAUACUACAGAUUCAGUAGCGUCCGACGUUGCCCUGGAGCAAGCAUUGGUGGAAUACUUUUUGGGUUCGGAGGUGACGCCCGAAGGACCCCCUCUUCGAAAGAAAAAGCACAGUUCGAAAAGAGUCAAGGUUGUGCCCGCAGUUGACGUCGCACCGCCGCCCCUAUCUUCCGGGGCAGUUACAUCGGUCAUGGAAGAUGUUACCCCAAAACAUACCCCCGCCGUCAUCGAAGUCAGCUCAUAAUUCAUUUCUUGUGUGGCGGCAUCGAUUGCAUAAUGUGUUUAUAUCCUAGUUAUUUGCGAAGCUGGUACUUAGACGUGUGUUAUACUGAUUAUAUCCUCUCACUCAUUUAUAUUAUGCUAUAUCCUUUCGGUGA